This is a messenger RNA of Xylaria bambusicola, 2348 nucleotides long. RefSeq names its product OPT oligopeptide transporter protein-domain-containing protein. Gene Ontology annotation, cellular component: fungal-type vacuole membrane. The transcript is spliced from 8 exons. Gene Ontology annotation, molecular function: oligopeptide transmembrane transporter activity. Bases 104 to 2308 code for a protein of 734 amino acids. Lineage: Eukaryota; Fungi; Ascomycota; Sordariomycetes; Xylariales; Xylariaceae. The record is from RefSeq and is a predicted model, not a curated record.
AAUUCUAGCUUUAACGGCAAAUGAGACACUACUAUGCUAUUCCUAGUUGACUCGGUUUUCUUUACAUACUCAAAGAGACAAAUGUAUCUCGUGCUCAUCUACCAUGUCUUUAGAAACGCCCUCCCAGAUCAGGCGUGAAGUCGAACAUCCGUUAGGCGUCGACGACGACUUUAAUAUCACUGUUACCAGCGAUCCUGAUGAUCGUAUGGGCUCGGUCCCUCCAAGAUAUAACAUCAAUCCAUUCGUACCAUUCGAAAAUGCGCCGACCACACCAAUCAUUAACAUAGUUACGCCGAGGGCCGUUCUCAUAGGAAGCCUGUGUGGAGCUUUAGUCAACGCUUCGAAUAUCUACCUUGGUCUGAAGGCAGGAUGGACUACCUCUGCUAACAUCCUCGGUGCCAUAGUUGGUUUCUCCGCUCUGAAGAAAUGGACGGCUGGCACAAAUCACCCGUUUGGGCCCCAUGAGAACAACAUCGUCCAGACCGUUGCUACAGCCUCCGGGGGCAUGUCCAAUGUCUUCAUUUCCGCAGUGCCGGCCCUCUACCAGCUCGGGCUCCUAAAAAGUCCCACAGAGGACUUCUUUCGGGUGGUCGCACUCACUGCGGUUGGCGGGUACUUCGGGCUCCUGUCAAUUGUUCCUCUGCGGAAGUUCUUCAUUGAGCAUGUGGCCUCUGAACUCAACCUCGUGUUCCCGUCUUCUAUGGCGACUGCUAUCACGAUAAGGAGCAUGCAUUCAGCAGCAAAUGGAGAGCAAGUAGCCACGCUCAAGAUGAGGACCACCAUUUAUGCUUUCAUUGCAGCAAUGACUCUUAGAGUGACAUCUCAAUGGAUGCCUGGAGUAUUCUGGAAUUGGCACAUUUUUACGUGGUUAGCCGAACUUGGUAUUGCCCCUAGCCUAUGCGUCGCAGCUGAGAGCUGGGGCUGGUCUUUAGAGUGGUCUCCCGCCAUGUUAGGUAGUGGCAUGCUGGUCGAAUUCGGGGUUGCCUGCUCGUUCUUUGGAGGGUCCGUUCUGGCAUGGGGUAUUAUUGGACCAUACCUCGUAGCUCAGGGUAUUGCAACUGGAGAGUAUAUAUCUAGCAAGCCCGGCUGGACUGGUUUUAUGUCUUAUGCGGUAAUGUCAUCUGAAUUUGCUAAUGCUGCUCAUCCAAGUCCACGAUACUGGUUGCUUUGGCCGGGAGUUGCCUGCACGCUGACAGUCGCUUUCGUCGAAUUGGCUUGUCAAUGGCGUAUUUUAUGGAAAUUCGCUGUGCUCUCCACUAUGGUAACAAUCUCUACCAUAAGACCAAUCUUUCAAGGACGACUCUUCUCUGGAUACAAUCUCGUAGAGAGCAAGGAAGAAACAGGAGCCGAGUCUUCGCCUCAAGAGAACAGGGGAGAUAUUGCCAGGUGGAUGUGGGCACCAGGGGUUGUUGUUUUAGUGGUUCUGGCGGGUGUCGUCGCACCGCUUCUGUUCGAAAUGUCAGCUCUCGAGACACUUUUAGCUCUAUUCUUGUCCUUGUGCCUCUCUUUAGUUGCUAUUCAAGCGACGGGAGCAACAGACACCACACCCCUCAACGCUAUCUCAAAAGUAUCACAACUUAUUUUGAGUGGUGCUACUCAGGCAGCAGGGGGUAGCAUCACUGACGCUCAAAGACUGAACCUUCUUGGUGCUAGUCUAACAAACAUCGGUGCAAGUCAAGGAGUUGAUUUGAUAGGAGACUUCCGUGUUGGCUUCUUGCUCGGCACGCCGCCUCGCCUUCAAUACGUUGCCCAGCUUCUGGGAACGUUCGUCGCCACCAUGGUCGCACCCUCUAUCUUUGUUUUGUUCACCAAGGCCUACCCAUGCAUCAUUGCGAAAUCUGAGGACCAAAUGACAGAUCACACAUGUCAAUUCCCCGGCCCAGCAGUAGCAUCCUGGCGAGCAGUCGCGAUUGCAGUCAGUGAGUCUACCUCACCCAUUCCAGCAUCUAGCGCCACGUUCUCGAUUGCUUUUGCGGCCAGUGCAGGGUUACUGGCUUUCCUUAAACAAGUCUUGUUCACUGGCCGACUAUCAUUCCUCAGGAAUUAUCAGCCCAACAUGAUGAUUCUGGCCUUGGCUUUUACAUUACCAACCCCUCAAACCGGCAUCACGAUGAUGGUGGGGGCGAUUAUGGCAAAGGUAUGGAAACGGAAGAGGCCCAGUGAUUUUGAGCAGCUGGGAUUUGGGGUUGCAGCUGGCCUAGUAGCUGGGGAGGGCAUAGGAGGUACAAUUAACUGCAUAUUGUCGAUCCUGGGGAUUAGUGGAGAGCAGUGGGCUUCGAAUAUUGGAUGUCCAGCCAGUAUCUGUUAGUUACUUAUUCAAAAGAGCUCAUUCAAAAUAUCGAAAAGAA